Messenger RNA from Aspergillus nomiae NRRL 13137, 2136 nucleotides. RefSeq names its product glycoside hydrolase family 47 protein. The record is from RefSeq and is a predicted model, not a curated record. The transcript is spliced from 3 exons. Gene Ontology annotation, biological process: carbohydrate metabolic process; N-glycan processing. Gene Ontology annotation, molecular function: calcium ion binding; mannosyl-oligosaccharide 1,2-alpha-mannosidase activity. Lineage: Eukaryota; Fungi; Ascomycota; Eurotiomycetes; Eurotiales; Aspergillaceae. The coding region runs from base 1 to 2136 and encodes 711 amino acids. Gene Ontology annotation, cellular component: endoplasmic reticulum; membrane.
AUGUCCUUCCACUACCCUCCCAGAAACCCGUCGCUGUCUCCCCAGCCUCCCCUCGAGAAUAACUCCUGGCGUACGAGUCGCAGUCCGGGACCAAAGCUAGGCGGAUACGGACUUUCGCAGUCCUCUGGGGUGUCUAACAAUCUAUCCACAUUCUUUGGUGACGGUCGUACCCUUCCCAUGUACAAAGAUAAGCCGUACUUUGCGCCUCGGCGCACGGGCCCAAAAGUUAGGCAGAGGAGAGUUCUCUACGGCGGACUUUGUCUAUUCUUUCUAGUUUCGCUGUGGUAUUUUAUGUCUGGUAACUGGGCCAGUUCUGAGAUAAAGACGCCAGAGUCGAAGGAAGGAGAAAAGCUCUGGGAUUGGGUGCAGAGCUUGGACAAGGAACCAGCCUACAAUGGUGAAGAACUCAAGGGUAUCGACUGGGCAUCCAGGCGAGAGAAAGUCAGGGAUGCAUUUAUCGUUAGCUGGGAUGACUACGCGAAGAAUGGGUGGGGGCUGGACCAAUAUCGUCCAGUUGCUAAGGAUGGCAAAAACAUGGUCGAAGGUGGGCUGGGCUGGAUAAUCGUUGACGCGCUUGACACGAUGAUAAUGAUGAACCUCACGUCACGGGUCCAGCAUGCCCGUGACUGGAUUCAUCAUUCGCUACAAUACAAUCAGGACCAUGAUGUCAGCACCUUUGAAACAACCAUUCGCAUGUUAGGCGGUCUCUUGUCAGCACAUUACCUUUCCACCACCUAUACAGAUCUGGCUCCAGUCUCGGGCGAUGAGGACUUGUAUAUCGAGAAGGCAACCGACCUCGCAGAGCGGCUAUCAGGAGCGUUCGAGUCAAACUCUGGGGUACCGUACGCCAGCAUCAAUCUCAAAACGUCGCAGGGGAUACCGGCACACUCGGAUAAUGGCGCUUCUUCUACAGCCGAAGCGACGACUGUGCAGCUCGAGUUCAAGUAUUUAGCCAAAUUGACCGGGGAAGCAGAAUACUGGCGGAUGGCGGAGAACGUGAUGAAAGUGGUGGAUGGGUCGAAAAUGGAAGAUGGUCUGGUUCCCAUCUAUAUCUACCCAGACACUGGCAAAUUCAGAGGGAACAACAUCCGCCUCGGUAGUAGAGGUGAUUCCUACUAUGAAUAUCUCAUCAAGCAGUAUCUCCAAACAUCGGAACAGGAGCCGGUCUACAAGGAGAUGUGGGAUGAAGCGCUAAUUGGUAUCCGCAAGCACUUGAUUGCGUAUACGAAGCGCGCCCAGUUGACGAUUUUGGGAGAACGGCCCGAGGGCCUAGAGGGAAAACUCUCGCCCAAAAUGGAUCACCUUGUUUGCUUCUUACCCGGAACGAUUGCGCUCGGCGCAACCGGGGGAAUACCACUAUCGCAAGCGAAAAAGUCUCCCAAUUGGAGUCAGCGGCAUGACGAAGAGAUUCUCCUCGCCAAAGAGCUCAUGAAGACGUGCUGGGCGACCUACCUCGCUACAAAGACAGGUCUUGCGGCUGAAAUCACCUACUUUAAAAUGGACAAUCCCCCAGUCAUGAUGCAAGAUAUGUACCCAGAGUCCACUCUAUUCACCGGCAACCGAAAAUCUCAACAAGAAGACCUUCCUCUGAAGUCCAAGCCGCUCUACCCGUUAGACGAUAAAACACUCAAAUGGGAAGACGACCUCGACAUCCACAUGCAAGACCGACACAACCUCCAACGUCCCGAGACCCUCGAGUCUCUCUUCUACAUGUACCGAAUCACCGGCGAUGAAACCUAUCGUCACUGGGGGUGGGAGAUGUUUAAGUCAUUCAUCCGACACACCGCUAUCGUCGGGCAUGACAACCAUCACUCCGAUCCCAUAUCAGAUAAGCCUGCCGAACCAAGCCGGUCGCGAAUCAUUAGCUUCACCUCCCUAAACAACGUCAAUGUCAUCCCGCCCACCCGCAGAGACAACAUGGAGAGUUUCUGGAUGGCAGAAACCCUCAAGUACUUCUAUCUACUCUUCUCAGAUCGCGACUUCAUUCCACUCGAGGAGAACGUCUUCAACACUGAGGCGCACCCAUUCCCCCGGUUCAAGUUAGGGGGAGAGCUGAAGACGGGAUGGGAGCGAAAGGGUAAUGAAGCUGAAUCGGUGCCGCAGUCAGCACCGCAGGAGCAGGAGCAAGCUCCCUGA